UGUCACAAACAGUCCAUUAGCGUGUCAGGGCUGUCCAACCCACGGGCUCCGGGCAGCAGCUGCACACUGCACUUUCCCUGCAGUACUCGAAGAUCCCGACUCCUAAAAACUUUGUAGCUCUUGUAAUAGAAGUCAGGUAUCAUGAUUUGGACAAAUGGUACAAGUGUCUAUACCAGGUUUCUUAUGUGGCUUCUUCUCCUCUAUAUGUUAAUCAGGAAAGUAAUGCCUGAAGAUAACAUCAUUGCAACCAAGAAAGGCAGAGUCAGAGGGACAAACUUGCAGGUACUGGGGGGAACUGUCACAGCCUUCCUUGGAAUCCCUUAUGGACAGCCACCCAUUGGUAGACUGAGAUUUCAAAAACCAGAACCUCGUGAAGAGUGGUCAGAUGUUUGGGAUGCCACAAGACAUGCAAACUCUUGUUACCAGCUUCUAGAUACAACUUACCCAGGAUUUCCUGGAACAGAGAUGUGGAACCCAAAAACUAACCUAAGUGAAGACUGCUUAUACCUGAAUGUAUGGGUUCCUUCUCCCAAACCCAAGAAUGCAACUGUCAUGGUGUGGAUAUAUGGUGGUGGCUUUGAGACUGGGUCAACUUCCCUACCAGUCUACGAUGGGAAAUUUCUGGCCAGGGUAGAAAGAGUCAUUGUAGUUUCCAUGAACUACAGGGUUGCUGCACUAGGAUUUCUGGCUUUGCCAGGAAACCAGGAAGCUCCCGGAAAUGUAGGUUUGUUUGAUCAAAGACUGGCACUUGAGUGGGUCCAGGAGAACAUAGCAGCAUUUGGAGGCAAUCCAAAAAGUGUGACUAUAUUUGGAGAGAGUGCUGGCUCAGCUUCUGUCAGCUACCAUAUCCUUUCUCCUAAAAGCCAUCCUUUAUUCACAAGGGCCAUCAUGCAAAGUGGAUCUGCAAAUGCCCCCUGGACUGCCAUAACAGCAUCUGAAGCCAGGAACAGAACAAUGGCUUUAGCUAAACAGCUCCAGUGUCCCACCAGCAAUGAGAAAGAGCUGAUUCUGUGCCUCCAAGACAAGGACCCAAAGGAUUUACUGGAGUCUGAAAUUUUUGCUCUAACACAUGACUCUCUUUUACGAGUCUAUUUUUGUCCAGCUGUGGAUGGGGAUUUUCUCUCUGACAUGCCAGAAACGUUGAUCGAGAAGGGUCUUUUCAAACAAACACAGAUCUUAGUCGGUGUUAAUAAGGAUGAGGGAUCAGCAUUUCUAGCAUAUGGAGUCCCUGGCUUCAGCAAGGAUGGUGAUGGCUUGAUCAAUAAAACACAAUUUGAAGAAGCUUUAACUCUGGCCUUCCCACAGGCAAGCCAGCUUGCAAUAGAAUCAAUCAUUUUUCAGUACACAGAUUGGGAAAACGAACAAAAAGCAGAACAUUACCGUGAUGCCAUGGAUGAUGUUAUUGGUGACUACAAUAUAAUAUGUCCCACGAUAGAAUUCACCAAAAAAUUUGCACAACCAGGGAGCAACGUGUUCUUUUACUUCUUUGAACAUCGGUCAUCAAAGCUCCCUUGGCCAGAGUGGAUGGGAGUCAUGCACGGGUACGAGAUCGAGUUCGUGUUCGGGUUGCCCUUAGAAAGAAAAGUGAAUUACACCAAAGCUGAAGAAACCCUAAGCAGGUCCAUGAUGAGAUAUUGGGCAACUUUUGCAAAAACUGGAAUCCCAAAUGCGACCCUGGCUGAUGGAAAGCAAUGGCCAGUCUUCACCAGUACUGAACAAAAAUAUUUGACACUAAAUACCGGCACUUCAGAGAUACUGGCAAAAUUACGUGCUCAGCAAUGUAGAUUCUGGAAUAUUUUCUUCCCCAAAGUCCUGCAAAUGACAGGAAAUAUUGAUGAAGCAGAACGAGAGUGGAAAGCAGAAUUCCAUCGCUGGAACAAUUACAUGUCAGACUGGAAAAAUCAAUUUAAUGAUUACACUAGCAAGAAGGAGAGAUGUGCAGGCUCUAAUUAAUAUGUUUACCCUUU
Chaetura pelagica (chimney swift) is the source of this 1967-nucleotide messenger RNA. RefSeq names its product butyrylcholinesterase (gene BCHE). Lineage: Eukaryota; Metazoa; Chordata; Aves; Apodiformes; Apodidae. The transcript has 4 exons. Gene Ontology annotation, molecular function: acetylcholinesterase activity. Gene Ontology annotation, biological process: choline metabolic process; acetylcholine catabolic process. The coding region runs from base 142 to 1953 and encodes 603 amino acids. Gene Ontology annotation, cellular component: plasma membrane. The record is from RefSeq and is a predicted model, not a curated record.